UGUCUGCUAUUUGAGUAUCCCGUUCACACACUCUCAGUUCUAUCGUAAACAACUGGACACAGAUCUCCGCGCUUUGGCGAUGUUCACUGUAGGUGGUCUUUAAAUGAUCGACUUGUUCCGCAGCGAUAAACUAUACAAUCGUUUUACAACUUCUAGCCUAAUUAGAAUUUUUCCUAUUACAAACCAGUUCACGAUUGACAGAAAGCGGCACCCAGACUGAAAACAAGACCGCGUUUCCGUGCGCGGGUUGAAAUAACGUAAAUAAAUAAAUAUAUGGUUUCUGGCUUCAGCAGUGGUCGGUGAGAGAUGCUGCGGCGGCUGCGUUGACAGAGUUGGGAGAAGGGAUUCGCAGAGAAGUGACGGAGCAGCAAGGGGUUUCGGAUCACACUAAUUGCGAUAGACUGUUUUAUGACAGCAAGAUGCACUGACUGCCUGAGGACCGGACUGGGAUAGAAUGCAUCGUUUGCAAGGCGAAAAAUGAAACCAGAUUACACUUUGGUUUUCUUUUAGUUGCAGGCGUUCAGACGCAGUGAUAUUAUUUCGUGGACCUGAGCGGUUAAUGCAACUUUCCAGCUCAGUAUUCCGUGGUGACGGGGGAACCGGGUUUGUUUCACCGGGACUUUUACCAGGAUCAUGUGGAUCCCGACAGAAGAUGAGAAAAUCGGAGUUGUGAUCUGCACCUUUAGAGGGACGGUAACGCAUGGCUUGGCUUUGGAGAUCGGUGAGACAGUCCAGAUCCUGGAGAAAUGUGAAGGAUGGUACAGAGGAUGCUCCACCAGGAAGCCUUCCGUCAAGGGGAUCUUUCCGACCUGCUAUGUACACUUGAAGAAGGCCAUCGUAACUAACAGAGGGCAAUAUGAGACAGUCAUGCCUCUGGAAGACCCCAUUGUGACAGAGGUCACCUGCACCCUCCAAGAGUGGGCCUUGCUGUGGAAGCAGCUCUAUGUGAAACAUAAGGUAGACUUGUUCUACAAGCUUCGUCACGUUAUGAAUGAGCUGUUGGACCUCCGGAGGCAGAUGUUGUCUGGUCACCUGACCCAGGACCAGAUCAAAGACGUGAAGAGACACAUCACUGUCCGUCUGGACUGGGGAAAUGAACACCUAGGUCUUGACCUCGUACCCAGGAAGGAGUUUGAAAUGGUAGAUGCAGACCAGAUCAGUGUCUCAGACUUAUACAAAAUGCAUCUGUCCAGCAGACACAGUGUGCAGCAGAGUACAACCCAGGGCGACAGCAUUCGCAGAGGCCAUGGUGGAGAACCUUGCAGGAUCCCCAUCCCACACCACCUCCUGGUUAGCCUGAAGAGCUUUACCUACAACACCAUUGGAGAAGACACAGACAUCUUCUUCUCUCUUUAUGAUCUCCGGGAGGGGAAACAGAUCAGUGAAAAGUUCAUGGUAAGACUAAACAAGAAUGGAGGUCCCAAGAAUCCAGAAAAGGUUGAUCGUUUGUGUGCUCUCUUCACGGAUCUAAGCAAUAAGGACAUGAAGCGGGAUCUGUACAUUGUCUCACAAGUCAUCAGAACUGGUCGGAUGCUGCUGAAUGACUCUAAGAAGGGCCCUCCCCAUGUCCAGUACAGACGGCCGUAUGGAUGCGCGGUGUUGGCCAUGAGCGACGUCCUACAGACCAUCUCAGAGCUGAAGGAGGAGAAGGACUUUGUACUCAAAGUCUACACUUGUAACAAUGAGAACGAGUGGUACCAGAUCCAUGAGAACAUCAUUAGGAAGUCCAGCACUAAGUACACAGCUCCCAGCACCAACUAUGGUCUGAUAAUUUCUCUGCAGCUGCUGAGAGGAGAGAUGGAGCAGUUAAGACGUGAAAACCCCAUGAUUUUCAACAGGGGCGUGGCUAUGACACGCAAGCUGGGCUUCCCUGAUGUGAUAAUGCCAGGUGAUAUCCGUAACGAUCUGUAUCUCACGCUGGAGAGAGGAGAUUUUGAGAGGGGAGGGAAAAGUGUCCAGAAGAACAUUGAAGUGACUGUCUACGUGCUCUACGCAGAUGGAGAGACACUCAAGGACUGUUUCAGCCUUGGCAGUGGUGAACCCAACAUCAGUGAGCAUCGCUCCUUUGUACUGUACCACAACAACAGCCCUCGCUGGAGCGAGGUGGUUAAACUGCCCAUCCCUAUCGACCGAUUCAGAGGGUCCCAUCUACGCUUUGAGUUCAGACACUGUUCUACCAAAGACAAGGGGGAGAAGAAGUUGUUUGGUUUUUCCUUCACACCUCUGAUGAGAGAUGAUGGGACCACCCUGUCAGAUGAGAGCCAUGAGCUCUAUGUUUACAAGUGUGAUGAAAACACCACCUUUAGUAACCACGCCCUUUACCUGGGUCUGCCGUGCUGUAAGGAUGACUUCAACAGCUGCACCAACAUCCCCUCCAGUCUCAUCUUCCAGCGCAGCACCAAGGAGACUCUCUGGAUCUCAACACAACUGUCCUCUACCAAGCUCACACAGAAUGUGGACCUGCUGGCGCUGUUGAAGUGGAAGGCCCACCCCGACCGAGUGACAGACAUCCUGGGGAGACUACGUCAUGUCAAUGGAGAGGAGAUCGUCAAGUUUCUCCAAGACAUCUUAGACACGCUGUUUUCUAUCCUCGAUGACAACACUGAUAAGUACGGCCCUCUGGUGUUCCAGUCACUGGUGUUCAUCAUCAAUCUCCUCAGGGACAGCAAGUAUUAUCAUUUCCGACCCGUCAUGGACACUUACAUCCAGAAGCACUUUGCCGGAGCACUGGCUUAUAAAGAGUUGAUCCGCUGUCUGAAAUGGUACAUGGACCGCUCUGCAGAGGUUGUACGACAAGACCACAUUCAGGAGGCCAUGAGGGCUCUGGAAUAUCUCUUUAAGUUCAUUGUCCAGUCUCGCAUCCUGUACUCCCGCGCUACCUGUGGAAUGGAAGAGGAGCAGUUCAGAGUCAGCAUCCAGGAACUCUUCCUGUCCAUCCGCUUUGUCCUCAGUCUGGACAGCCGCAGCUCAGAGACUCUCAUCUUCACACAGACCACUCAGGGCCCCCAGGUUACCUCAGGACUGGGUCAGGCCUCAGGCCCCAUCAGCUGUACUCAAGCCUGGAGCACCAAUGCUCCUCGCCCCUCACCUCUCUCAGCUGCGCUGCUGAACUCGUUCCCGGCCAUCUUUGACGAGCUGCUCCAGAUGUUCACGGCCCAGGAGGUGGCAGAGUUUGUCCGGGGAACAUUGGGCAGCAUGCCGAGUACAGUUCACAUUGGUCAGUCCAUGGACGUGGUCAAACUGCAGUCCAUCGCUCGGACUGUCGACAGCCGCCUGUUCUCCUUCCCUGAUUCUCGUAGGACUCUUCUCCCUGUGGUGCUUCAUCACAUCCACCUCCACCUGAGACAGCAGAAAGAACUUCUCAUCUGCUCUGGGAUCCUUAGCAGUAUUUUCUCCAUUAUCAAGAGCAGCUCUAUGGACACAUCUGUACAGGAGGAGGUUGAGAUGAUGGUGGAAUCCCUCCUGGAUGUGCUUCUCCAGACACUGUUAGCUAUCAUGAGCCGGUCCCAGUCCCAGGAGGCGGUAAGAGGCCAGCGAUGCCCACAGUGCACGGCUGAGAUCACUGGAGAGUAUGUGUCCUGCCUUCUGUCCCUGUUGCGUCAGAUGUCUGACAUCCACUUUCAAAAUCUACUGGACAACUUCCAGAGCAAGGAGGAGCUCAAGGAGUUCCUUCUGAAGAUCUUCUGUGUGUUUCGUAACCUGAUGAAGCUCAGUAUCUUCCCCAGAGACUGGAAUGUCAUGAGGCUCCUGACUAGCAACAUCAUAGUAACAACAGCUCAGUAUUUGUCUCCUGCUCUGUACAAGAACUUCACUGAGGCUGACUUUGAUUUCAAGGUGUGGAACUCGUAUUUCAGUUUGGCUGUUCUCUACAUCAACCAGCCCAGCCUGCAGCUGGAGACCAUCACCCCAGCCAAGAGGAAGAAAGUGUUGGACAAGUACGGAGACAUGAGGGUGAUGAUGGCUUAUGAGCUGUUCAGUAUGUGGCAGAACCUGGGUGAGAACAAGGUCCACUUCAUCCCCGGCAUGAUCGGACCCUUCCUGGGAGUGACCCUGGUGCCGCAGACAGAGGUCAGGAACAUAAUGAUCCCCAUCUUCCACGACAUGAUGGACUGGGAGCAGAGGAAGAACGGCAACUUCAAACAGGUGGAGGCAGAGCUCAUCGACAAGCUGGACAGUCUGGUGUCAGAGGGGAAAGGAGACGAGAACUAUCGUGAGCUCUUCAGCCUGCUAACCCAGCUCUUUGGGCCUUACCCCAGUUUGCUGGAGAAGAUUGAACAGGAGACCUGGAGAGAAACAGGGACCUCCUUUGUCACGUCAGUCACUCGCCUCAUGGAACGCCUGUUGGACUACCGGGACUGUAUGAAAGGUGAUGAGACAGAAAACAAGAAGAUUGGCUGUACUGUCAACCUUUUGAACUUCUACAAGUCAGAGAUCAACAAGGAGGAGAUGUACAUCCGCUACAUCCACAAGCUGUGUGACAUGCAUCUCCAGGCUGAGAACUACACUGAGGCUGCGUUCACCCUGCUUCUGUACUGGGAGCUGCUACACUGGGAGGAAAGGCCUCUGAGAGACUUCCUCCACUACCCGGCUCAGAGCCAGUGGCAUCGCAAGGAAGGUCUCUGUCGCAAGGUUAUCCACUACUUCAACAAGGGCAAGUGCUGGGAGUAUGGGAUACCACUGUGCCGGGAGCUGGCCUUCCAGUAUGAGACUUUGUAUGACUACCAGAGCCUCAGCUGGAUAAGGAAAAUGGAGGCUGCAUACUAUGACAACAUCAUGGAGCAACAGCGUCUGGAGCCGGAGUUCUUCAGGGUGGGAUUCUACGGACGCAAGUUCCCCUUCUUCCUCAGAAACAAGGAGUUUGUGUGCCGCGGUCAUGACUACGAGAGGCUCGAGGCCUUCCAGCAAAGGAUGCUGGGGGAAUUCCCACAAGCCAUUGCCAUGCAGCACCCCAACCAACCAGACGAGGCAAUCUUACAAUGUGAUGCUCAGUACCUUCAGAUCUAUGCCGUGACGCCAGUUCCAGAGAACAUCAACGUUCUACAGAUGGACCGGGUUCCCGACCGAAUCAAGAGCUUCUACCGGGUCAAUAAUGUGCGCCGCUUCCGUUACGACCGUCCGUUCCACAAAGGCUCCAAAGACAGAGAGAAUGAGUUCAAGAGCUUGUGGAUCGAACGCACCACUCUGAUCCUGACCCAUCCUCUUCCUGGGAUAUCACGUUGGUUUGAGGUGGAGAAGAGGGAGCUGGUGGAGGUGAGUCCUCUGGAGAAUGCCAUCUAUGUGGUGGAGAAUAAGAACCAUGAACUACGAACCCUGAUCAGCCAGUACCAGCACAAACAGCUCCAUGGCAACAUCAACCUGCUGUCCAUGUGUCUGAACGGCGUAAUCGAUGCUGCUGUCAAUGGGGGCAUCGCCAGAUACCAGGAGGCCUUCUUCGAUAAAGACUACAUCAGCAGUCACCCCGAAGACACAGAGAAGAUCACUGCACUCAAAGACCUCAUGCAAGAACAGCUCCACAUCCUGGGGGUGGGGCUUGCGGUCCAUGACAAGCUGGUGCAUCCUGAAAUGCGUCCUCUGCACAAGAAACUGAUAGAUCAGUUCCAGGUGAUGAGGAGCAGCCUCUAUGGGCUGCCAGGUCUGGACAAGCUGAGUCCUGCCUGUUCUGGGACCAGCACGCCUAGAGGCAUUCUGGCAUCACACAGUCCCAUGAGCCCAGAGAGCUUCAAACUUGUGCACAGACACAGCCCCCUGAACCUGCUGGGGUCCAUCCGCCACUCGUCUUCCUCACUGUCCUCUCACACCUCCAGCGAGACGGGCAACCUGGUGAUCCUGACGGACGGUGUGGCGAUGGAACACCCCGAAGACAUCUACCGCAUGCAGGUCUGUUUCCACGCCAACGCAGCCCCUGCUGUAGCAAUGCCCAGUCCUUCAUCCUCCAGCCUUAGCUCCACCCACUCAGCUCCAUCCCAGAUGAUGAACUCCGCCCCCAACAGCAUCAGAGUAGGUUCCCCGUCACUGCCAGAAAAAUACAGGCACAACCGUGAGAUGUUAAUGCUGCUACCUCCACAUCGUGAGAGACCCAGCUCUGCCAUGUACCCCAACAUCACUGAAAAUGGACAGAUGCAGCCAACCAACUUCCAGCGAGCAUUGUUCCAUCAGGUGAUUGGUCCAUGUAAGCCAUGCAGUGACCCCAACCUCUCGGUUGCAGAGAAAGUCCUAACUACCCCCAGUAGUUGGAGUCUGGACAGUGGAACCAGGGAGGCGUUGCCGUUCCUGUCUGGCCAUGUUGGGAGUGUUAUGGCUCCCCCGGUCCCCCCUCGCAGCAUCCCACAUGGACACUUCUCGAUGCACUUUGAUGCUUUCCACCACCAGAUCAGCGACCUCCCUCCAGCUCUCCCUGCGCGUUCCUCUGUACGAAAGUCUCCUUUGCAGGCUAUUCCUGCCUCGCCCACCAGUCCCCAGUCCCAGUCCGGUCUGGAUGGCAGUAACUCCACCCUCUCAGGCAGCGCCUCUUCCGGCGUCUCCUCCCUGAGCGAGAGCAACUUCAUGAGCCAGUCCAUCGAGCCUCCUGGACACGCCCCCAGAUACUCUGACGCCCUUGACUCUGCCUCCAUCACCCCGGGCGUGGUGCACUCUGCCUGGGCCGGAGAUGGAGAGGACCUGGGGAUGCACUCUCCCUCUGGUUCCUACCUGCCUGUACGCUACAGCGUCUCAGAGCCUGAGGUGUUGGACGGCUCCAAGCCCCCCCCCUGCCGCAGCCAUUCCGCCCCAGGCGGGGUCACCCCAGGAAUCACUCCAAUCCUGGUUCCUGUCAACCCCGUCCUCCCCGAGGCCCACGCCCUCAACAUCCAGAACUUGCCCCACUACCAGCAGGAGCCCCCACCCGCCCUGCCCCCCAAGCCCUACCUGAGAGAGGGCUGCGCCCCUGAGGACGGCUGUGUGACCCUGGGGCUCGUGCCCCGACCAAUGCCCCGCAAGAUCUCCCAGGUCCUCAUCACAUCCAAGGAGGAUCAGGCCAAGGUGGCGUGGGAGCAUGGCGUCACCGAGGAGUGAAGAGGGAGGCCCCCUGGGGUUCAUUCAGUCUAGGAUGUGGGCUGUUUUGAAUGUUUCAGAUAGAAACAGAAUCAAUAGCACUGCUGCACGAUUUCCUCCUGUUGUGUCUGACAGGCACUCGUGUCUGCUAGAUAUAUUUCUAUCUGAAUGUUCUAUUACGUCACAUCCUCCUGAACAGGCCCUUGGUGUGGGGCCAGUUUUGGGGUCUGGCUAUCUGAGGGGCCCGGGGUGAAAAGCCCCUUGAUCCUCACAGACUGGCCUAAGUGAGUCCUGCUGAGUGCUAGCUGUGCUGUAAGCUUAUUGAUGUAUUUAAAAGCGAUCCAACCAUGUCUGACCAAUGAGGAUUCUGAUUACUGGCAGUUAUGAUAGCAAGGCAGAGCUUCACAUGAUCUGGUUAUUGUCCAGUAUUUUCUUUUGAGUGCUUUUUCUUUCAAACUCUCACAAAGACUAGACAGUAUUGAUCGUCCUUUAUAUAAAUUGUCUUGAUAGUUUGCACAGAUGACGCAAUGAUUUAAAAAAAUAUAUCUUUUUAGAUUUUUUAAGUAAUUAUAUUUUAUUUACAGUUCAGGGCCAAAAUCAUUACAAAUCAUUGCACAAAGAUAAAUCAUGGAUUCUCAAACAAUCACUAACCAUUUAAUAAGUUCAUGAAUUCAAAUCAUUGCACACAGAUACAUAAUGGAUUCUGAAACAAUCACUAAUCAUUUAAUAAGUUCAUAGAUUCAAACCUUGUUAGAUGAUGAUGACCCAUGACCUCUCUUUUAGAUGAGCAGCACUUUAGUACUUAGUUGUAAUGCACCAAAAAACACUUCUAUUCACACCUAUUUUUUAUAUAAAGAAAUGAAGAUGGGUUGAAUAAACUACGGACUCAGAGGGUCAUAUCACACACACUGAACACUUCUAAACGCACAGAAAUGUCACCUAUCAACAGACAAAUAGGUCAGACGGACAGGUCAGACGGACAGGUCAGACGGACAGGUCAGACAGACAGGUCAAGCAGCCUUUAAAGGGUUGCUAUGCAUUAAUGCUGGGGACAUACAUGUUUACUGGGUCUAGUCUAUAAAAGUUGUUCUGAAGAUGUAUCUGCACUCUAAAUAGGCUGUUUAACUCUUUAUUUUGACCAGAUGUAAGGUGUUGGUUGGUUUGAUUUGUAUCCCUUCACAGUAAAAUAUAUUUUUAGAGGAGAUUUAAUCUAUAUGUAUAUUGUUAUGCAUAUAAAUAUAUUGUAUAUUAAUGAUAUGAUGUACUAAUUAAUACCUAUGACAGACAGAAGGGUAAUGACUUGAUAAUAAUUAUGUAACAUAAUUACAUGCAAGACUUGGAGACGGCCUUCACAGACUCUGCCUGAGGAUGGGCACCUGCUCUCUGGCAUGAUGGGCACCUGUUCUCUGGCAUGAUGGGCACCUGUUCUCUGGGAUGAUGAGCACCUGCUCUCUGAGAUGAUGGGCACCUGCUCUCUGAGAUGAUGGGCACCUGCUCUCUGGGAUCAUGGGCACCUGCUCUCUGAGAUGAUGAGCACCUGCUCUCUGGGAUCAUGGGCACCUGCUCUCUGGGAUCAUGGGCACCUGCUCUCUGGGAUCAAGGGCACCUGCUCUCUGAGAUGAUGGGCACCUGCUCUCUGGGAUCAUGGGCACCUGCUCUCUGGGAUCAUGGGCACCUGCUCUCUGGGAUCAUGGGCACCUGCUCUCUGGGAUGAUGGGCACCUGCUCUCUGGGAUCAUGGGCACCUGCUCUCUGGGAUCAUGGGCACCUGCUCUCUAGGAUGAUGGGCACCUGCUCUCUGAGAUGAUGGGCACCUGCUCUCUGAGAUGAUGGGCACCUGCUCUCUGAGAUGAUGGGCACCUGCUCUCUGGGAUCAUGGGCACCUGCUCUCUGGGAUCAUGGGCACCUGCUCUCUGGGAUCAUGGGCACCUGCUCUCUGGGAUCAUGGGCACCUGCUCUCUGGGAUCAUGGGCACCUGCUCUCUAGGAUGAUGGGCACCUGCUCUCUGAGAUGAUGGGCACCUGCUCUCUGAGAUGAUGGGCACCUGCUCUCUGGGAUCAUGGGCACCUGCUCUCUGGGAUGAUGAGCACCUGCUCUCUGGGAUCAUGGGCACCUGCUCUCUGGGAUAAUGAGUCAUUGAAAUUUACUCUGUUUUGAAGGACAACGCUUAUAGGAAAGUGUAUGACUAAUUAUAACAAUUUAGUGUGAUUUGUUUUGGUUUUCCAUGUUUAUUAUGUACUUUAAUGUGUGCAUGUCCAUUUAGUGAAAUAAGUGAUCUAACACUGGCUAACAGCACCCAGUUCUGGAAACCAAGGAGGAAUGGAAGGGAAAUGGAAGAUAUCCUUGUUUCCAAACAUUGACAAAUACCAUUCAGCGCUGAACAUAAUUGUACAGAUGAUUCUGCUUUUUGACUUCUCCUUCAGGAGAAACUGUGAUGACUGUAUCUUCUGCAUCUACCUGCAUAUUUGAUCUGCCUUGUCACAGCUAAUGCGUCAGUGACACAGAUCUUGGAUCAGAUUUAGACUGCUUCCUCAACAUACUGGAUCAGAUUCUGUUCCUCAUCAUUUCUUUACAAAUUGUCAUCCAGGUGUUGUCUUGUAGACCUCUCUCUCUUUGCAUACAGCACACCUUUCUGUGGUUUUGAGUAGCUGACAGGGGGGAUAUGAUCAAAGCCCCUGCUAUAGCCAGCACUCACCAAUACAUGAGCUUCAACAUGUCUAUCCUAUUUGUAGAAUAGAAUAGAUCUGAGGUGUCUCAUAAUGCGAUUGAAUAAACAUAAUGUCUGCCCCAUAAUGCAAUAGUCCAAAACAAAACUAGCUGCAAGAUGGAGUCUGUGAUUGUGUUGGAGAAUGGUUGUGCCUGCAGAUCAUUGGUUAAUAGUCCUUGAUAGUUACAGAGUUCUUAGCUCAGUUAUAGGUUACAGUGGGGGUGUCUUAAAACAACAUCAGACGUAGCGUAGGCCUACAUUUCAAACUGUCUUUGAAAUGCAAGUCGGAUACAAAUCUUGUUCAUGAUAUUAAGGAGCAGUGUUGUAUUUUGAGGAAGGCUAGAAUAUGACAGUGAUAAUUGGCUGAUGGUUGUAUUAUUCUCUGUAGGCCCUGUGGUAAUGAUAUAUUUUUAUGUGGUUUCUUGCAUAACACAACUCAGUAUAAUGCAAUUCAUAGUUAUCUUAAAGGUGCAUAGUGUUAACAAGUACAAAAUCUGUAAGUAUGUGUCAAGCUUUGACGUAAAAACCACUGUUUACAAAUAUUCCUAUGUGAAAAUGUCUAUUGGCUACAGUCUAAGACAGUUACAGUAGUCUAUUGAGUACAGUCUAAGACAGUUACAGUAUUCUAUCGGCUACAGUCUAAGACAGUUACAGUAUUCUAUCGGCUACAGUCUAAGAUAGUUACAGUAGUGUAUCGGCUACAGUCUAAGACAGUUACAGUAGUCUAUUGGCUACAGUCUAAGACAGUUACAGUAGUCUAUCGGCUACAGUCUAAGACAGUUACAGUAUUCUAUCGGCUACAGUCUAAGACAGUUACAGUAGUCUAUUGAGUACAGUCUAAGACAGUUACAGUAUUCUAUCGGCUACAGUCUAAGACAGAGUAGUCAAUAGGCUCUGUGCACAAGCGUAUUGACGAACUUCCGCUUUAGCCAAAUGACAGCAUUUCAUUUUCCGGUUUACUU
Molecule: messenger RNA, 10697 nt
Organism: Esox lucius (northern pike)
Lineage: Eukaryota; Metazoa; Chordata; Actinopteri; Esociformes; Esocidae
Gene: dock3
Product: dedicator of cytokinesis 3
Exons: 54
Coding region: 634-7050 (2138 amino acids)
Biological process (GO): small GTPase-mediated signal transduction
Cellular component (GO): plasma membrane; cytoplasm
Molecular function (GO): small GTPase binding; guanyl-nucleotide exchange factor activity
Source: RefSeq, a predicted model, not a curated record